Molecule: messenger RNA, 4113 nt
Organism: Ochotona curzoniae (black-lipped pika)
Lineage: Eukaryota; Metazoa; Chordata; Mammalia; Lagomorpha; Ochotonidae
Gene: FAM53C
Product: family with sequence similarity 53 member C
Exons: 3
Coding region: 563-1639 (358 amino acids)
Biological process (GO): protein import into nucleus
Cellular component (GO): nucleus
Source: RefSeq, a predicted model, not a curated record
AUUUUUUAAAUUAAAAUCACUACCAGGCUGGUUCACAAGCAUUUGGGCAUUCCUUUGUCUCACUUGAAGUGUUUGUUAAAUGGUGUUGGAAAUCCAGGAGAAACAGCAGAGCUAGAACAAGGUUAGGAGUGGCAAAUAGGUUUCAACUUGUUCCUCAGCUCCCGUUUGUUUGACUGGAUAUCUGGCGUGCCAAGUUCAGAGUGCUUCUGAGGCUAUGUUUAGGCUUUGCAGAAAAGAGACAUGAUCAAUUAAAGCUGUCUGCCAGAGGCCUGGCAUGAGGGGUGCUGUGGUAUGUGUGCCAUGCAUUUUCCAUCUCUGGACCAGGUGCAUCUCUAAUAUCGCUUGGGGCUGGUCCCUCAGCAGGCCUGACUGGCGAGGGAAGUCCCAAUGGUGCUAGAAUGGUGCUGCAGUGGCAGAAGACGGCUCACGAGUGAGGUCUCUGGAAGAACCACAGGGAAGACAUCCAUCAUUUGCUCCAAAGUUGUGCAAGUCAAAUCCUGGGGAGAAUCAUGAUAACCCUGAUCACUGAGCAGCUACAGAAGCAGACUCUGGAUGAGCUGAAAUGCACACGCUUCAGCAUCAGUCUGAAGGUGCUUCCUGGAGGGGCCUGCCCCACUGUUCCUGUGCCGAGAUCCAGGACAGCCUCAACUUCAGCUACCACCCCUCAGGCUUGAGCCUGCACCUCAGACCACCCAGUCGGGAAAGCUCCCCACAGGAGCAGCCUCUCUCCCAAGUCCUAAGCCCUGACCCCCCAGACCCAGAGAAGCUUCCUGUGCCCCCUGCCCCUCCAUCCAAAAGGCACUGCCGUUCGCUCUCAGUGCCCGUGGACCUGUCUCGCUGGCAGCCGGUGUGGCGGCCCGCCCCCUCCAAGCUGUGGACUCCCAUCAAGCAUCGGGGCAGUGGUGGAGGGGGUGGGCCGCAGGUGCCUCACCAGAGCCCCCCAAAGCGGGUCUCCAGCCUCAGGUUCCUCCAAGCUCCCAGUGCCUCUUCUCAAUGUGCCCCAACCCACAGGCCCUACAGCCCUCCUUUCUUCAGCCUGGCCCUGGCCCAAGAUUCUUCUCGACCCUGCGCCGCCUCCCCUAGAAGUGGCUCCUGGGAAAGUGAUGCUGAGUCCCUCUCGCCUUGCCCACCCCAGCGCCGCUUCUCCCUGUCACCCAGCCUGGGCCCACAGGCAAGCCGCUUCUUGCCCUCAGCCCGGAGCUCUCCCGCGUCCUCCCCAGAGCUGCCCUGGCGACCCCGAGGUCUACGCAACCUUCCCCGAAGCCGCUCACAGCCUUGCGACCUGGAUGCCCGGAAAACUGGCGUCAAGCGACGCCAUGAAGAGGACCCCCGUCGGCUGCGGCCUUCCUUGGACUUUGACAAGAUGAAUCAGAAACCAUACUCAGGAGGUCUUUCUCUCCAAGAAACAGCCCAGGAAGGCAGCAGCGUCUCUCCACCAUGGUUCAUGGCCUGUAGCCCCCCACCCCUCUCUGCUUCCUGCAGCCCCGUUGAGGGUUCCUCCCAGGUGCUGAGUGAGAGCGAAGAGGAGGAGGAGGAGGAAGAGGGGUCUGUGCGGUGGGGGCGGCAGACGCUAAGCAAGCGGACACUGUGCCAGCAGGACUUUGGGGACCUGGACUUGAAUCUCAUUGAGGAGAACUAAAACUGCAAGGCUGCUUCCUGGGGCCACACAGACUGAUUCUCUUAUGGCUACUAACAAGUGUCGAGGCCCCAAGGCUGGGGGCCCAGCCUGGGAAUGGGGGUGAGUGGAGGGCUCCGACUCAGGGCAGCCGGAAAUCUUCUCCAGCAAGCUCGACCAUGCCAAGAGAUUGGCCGGGACAAGAUAAAUGAAGCUGGUGGCGGGAGGGACAGCCCCAGAGCAGACCCUUGCCGUGGCGGCCCUGAGUGUGAGUAUCCCUGCCACCAAGAGAGCGCUGGGCAGGGAAGGAAGGGGUCUGCUGACCCCACCUCGGGGAAUUUCAUUAGCCCCUUUGCUUCAAAGGGCACUUGUGUCUUAGAAUUUGGCCAGGGUGGGGGGGUUUGGCCUCCUUGGAGAAAUUGCGUGAGAGUGUGUGUGUGUGCAUGGGAGUGUACUUGAAGAAUGGUGUGUUUGUGUAGCCUUAGGGAAGGAAAGCAGUUGCUCCUUAACGGCAGAGCAUCAUUGACACCCCCAGGGUCUUGCAUUUUGAUAGGACCCUGAGCUUGUUCAAGGAGUCAAGAGGAGGACUCCCACGUUUUCCUUUUUUCUAAACAGCUCUGGAGGCUGGCUGGUAAUCCAUGGCAUCACUGGCUCUGCAGAAAAUUCCAUGUUGGGGGUGUAGCAGGGUCUGUUUCAGUGCUCUGCACUCAGCUAGAGAGUCUUUUUCUCGACCCCAGCCCAUCCACUCAAGGUGGACCUAGUGUUGUUGGCUACAAGGGAUUGCCGUGCUUAAUCAGCUGGCCUUGUUUCUCACCAGGACCUCUAAGCUGUGUCCAGCCUGCCUCUUCUCAUUCUUGUGUGUGACUACACCUGGACAACGGAGGCAUGGUUGAAGGGCUCUGUGUGUCUUCUCUAAGCGGACCCUUCUCUUUUUUCCCCUCACCGUCUGACAUCCCAGGUGUGAAACAAGGUAGAAAGGCCAUAUAACUGGUCCCCAGCAUCCUCUGAGGCAGCCCCUCUGCAGGGGAAGGGGCACUGAGUCCCUGAGAGAUGGGACAGCUCACUCCAGCCCUUCUCUCUGGAAGCAGACUGAUGAGAAACCUAUUCUUACAAGAUCCGGAUGCAGCCUCUUUUGCAACCUGCUUAAGAAAGAGGAAGGGGUGUACAGCAUUUAAUGGUUUGCUUGUCUUCCACUCCUGCCAGGAAAUGUUUAUUUGCUUGUUAAUUGGCCUUGAGGGACCACAGGAAGGUUGGGGCUCACUGAGGGAUUGGCUGAGAAUGUGGAAAGCAAAGGCUGUGAGAAGCAGUUGGGAGUUUAUUGUUGUUGGAUUGAAUUUCUUUUUUCGUUUCUCACCCACAAUUUGAGCCAGGGCAGCAGGUUCCAGUGGCCACAGCGAUGGGCUUAAGGAUGAGAGGUGGUGGCUUGAUAGGACUGGUAUCAGGAGAAAUGCAAACUGAAGCUGCUGUCCCAAGUAUUUGUGGGGCUUUAUCCAGCUUUGGUUAGAUCCAGCAAGACCAAAUUGUACUUGCCCUUCCUAUUUAUUGCAAGAAGGGCAUGCUUUUUUUCUCUUCAAUUUUCAGGAUCUCUUAGGACCCAGUUCCCCAUGUUAGGGAAGACGACCAAGGUCUUUGUUUUCUUCCUAGUGGAAUUGAACCUAACAUUUUCUGGGUCUCCCACGUGUCUCAUAGGGGCACCCGUGAGGCUUCAGCCUCGUGGCCUUCACUCCAGAGGGGCUGGCUGGAUGUGUUAAAGCUUCUGGCCCCCAGAGGUUCUCCCCUUCUAGGGCUCCUCCCCAUCUCCUGGCUAGUUACCAUGUGUCACCACUGGGCUGCCAGCUCUCCAGAGGCCUGUAAGAGGCUCUAGAGAAUCCAGAGGAGCUGUGAGCCCAGGAGUUGCCCAUCCUUGAUUUCAUCCCUCUCCUGACUCUUCAGGCCAUAAUUUCCUUGGUGCCAGCUGCUUUUUGUCCCUGGGCCCUCUGCUGCAGAUUGGCUGUAGUAGGCCACUGGCUGUGCCAAUGGGAUACCUGACAGCCCCUAAGCUAAAGAAGUGAGGGCAGGAACUCUGCCUCCAUCAAGGCUUCCCCAGAGCCCUUGUGCACCAUGCUUCCACGGGGAGAUCUACAGUUACUGUGUUGUAAUUCUGUUACUUUAAGUCUGGAAAGCUUAACUAGUCAAACUAUCAUCUGCUUCCCAAUCUCAGCACCUGUGGCUCUGGAACAAGCCUUUUCAAGAAGUGGUUCACUUUGCUUUACACAGUAGAUCUGUUUGAACAGUUCUGUGUAAUCCAAAUGCUUUUUUUUUUCUUUUUUUUUAAUGCUUUUGGACUGCUAAUAAUUUAAAAGCAGCCUAUGAUUGCUUCUUUUGUAAAGCAAGCAACUUCCCUCUAUUUUAGCUGUUUUGACUCUUUGGAUUUCACAUAUUGGGCUUACCCAGAGCGGCACACAGCUCCAGGGCUGGUGGUUGACGCUGGGUGGACGUCUGCAUCUGUGCUGUGUGUG